AUGAUAAAGGAAGGCACAGUCAGCAACAACACUCAGACAGGCUGGGCGAGUCGCGCGCACCAUGCCGCGCCAAACGGACACCUAGGAGGGAGAACACUUGCGCAGCGGACAAUGCUGUUGCACGUGGCGUACUUGGUGCACCUGGCGCACGUGAGCGCGAGCGUGGCGCGAGGAUGGACGUCGCGCGUGCCGCGUAAUUAUAACUACAAUAACAACGUCUACAACGCGUCCGUGCUGGACGUGGAUGAUCUGCUGCUGGAGGUGAACGGCUCGAGCCCGUACGCGCUGGACGAGAGCGCGCUCGCGGACUGGCGCUCUCUGGCGCGCGGAAGGAAGCGCGAGGGCGCGGAGUCUCAGCACGCGGCCACGGUGAAGGCGCUGCUCGUGGUGGCUUACAGCGUCAUCAUCAUCAUCUCGCUGUUCGGAAACACGCUCGUGUGCCACGUGGUGAUGAAAAACAAGCGCAUGCACUCCGCCACGAGCCUCUUCAUAGUGAACCUGGCCAUAGCGGACAUCCUGAUCACCCUGCUCAACACACCCUUCACACUGGUGCGUUUCGUUAACAGUACGUGGGUGUUCGGCAGAGGAAUGUGCCACAUUAGCCGCUUUGUACAGUAUUGCUCUCUUCACGUGUCCACUCUGACGCUGACCGCUAUCGCACUGGACAGGCGACAGGUGAUCCUACAUCCUCUGAAGCCGCGGAUGUGCACAGGCCAGGGCGCAGUGUGCAUCGUCUUUAUCUGGCUGAUGGCCACCUGCUUCUCGCUGCCUCACGCCAUCUUCCAGAAGCUGUUCACUUUUGUGUACAGUAAGGAUAUCGUCCGCUCCCUGUGUGUGCCGGACUUCCCUGAGCCAUCCGAGCUGUACCGGCAGUAUCUGGACCUGGUGACCUUCAUCCUGCUCUACGUUCUGCCGCUCCUCAUCAUCACGGCGGCGUACUGGGCCGUGGCCCGGCGGCUUUGGCGCAGGAACGCCAUCGGCGACGUGACGAGCGAACAGUAUUUCCUGCAGCGAAGGAAGAGGAAGCGGACCAUAAAGAUGCUGGUGCUGGUGGUGGCCGUGUUCGCGGUGUGCUGGUUCCCGCUAAACUGCUACGUGGUGCUGCUGUCCAGUCAGGCCAUUCACUCCAACAACGCCAUCUACUUCACUUUCCACUGGCUGGCCAUGAGCUCCACCUGCUACAACCCCUUCAUCUACUGCUGGCUCAACCAGGGCUUCAGGGCUGAGCUCACCUACCUACUGAGCAUGUGCAGAAACAGGCGGGGCCGGGGGAGGGGCAGCAGCUGCCAAGGCAACGACCCAGACCCGAUGGCGCCCCCUCGGGACGGGAGUCACCGUGCGGCCUGGCCAGAAAGCCACGCGUCCUCACAGCAGUCCAAUCCCAAAGAAAGCCACGCCCUCCGGUCCACCUCUCUCGGCCAAUCAGGGAAGACCGAUAUUCUCUCGGUGGAGCCAAUAGUGGCAGUCAGCUGA
This is a messenger RNA of Colossoma macropomum (tambaqui), 1473 nucleotides long. Its product is annotated as probable G-protein coupled receptor 83. NCBI's taxonomy places the organism in Eukaryota, Metazoa, Chordata, Actinopteri, Characiformes, Serrasalmidae. Gene Ontology annotation, molecular function: neuropeptide Y receptor activity. The record is from RefSeq and is a predicted model, not a curated record. Gene Ontology annotation, biological process: neuropeptide signaling pathway. Gene Ontology annotation, cellular component: membrane. The transcript is spliced from 5 exons. The coding region runs from base 1 to 1473 and encodes 490 amino acids.